AUGGAAACGACCAUUUCGAACAUCAUAGAUAUGUAUGGUGGGCACCGUGUCGAGGAAGAAGCGCUGCUCCCAAACGCACACCGGUCACAAGCAUAUCGAGAUACCGUUGCACCUCUAAUGGCAAGGCAAUAUGGUGGUGCCCAAUCGCCGACCCUCUUACCACUAUUCAUCAAACGCGAAAGCGGUGCCGAGUCGCCACCUCCGCUUCCUGGCUUUGAAGACGACAACGAUGCCAUGAUCCUACCACCCAUGCCAUCUCCCAGCAUAUACCAAGACUUCUCUCCGCCAGCAUCGCCUGAUAUUCCCGAUAUGCCUCCUAUGUCUUCCUCGAACCGCGCUCGGUCACCAAGUAUAUAUCCACAGCCGCCACCGCUAUCGCCAGCGGGCAGCAAGAACGGUGCUCCAAGCUUUGUAGAUUUUGCCCGGAAUCUGCCUCACAGGGGAAACGAUAUUGUGUCGCCGAUGUCAUCUAAUGGAUCCGAAGAACAUCAUCGGCAGCUUGCUCUGGACUCUCUCGCACCUCCAUCGCCGCAAGACUCCCCCGACGUCCAUCCGGUAGCAGUUGAAGGUGAUGACAGCUAUCUUCCAGGUCCAAUAUCUGGCACAAUUACACAAAUUGUCGUUAUGGACAUGAUAGCACCGCUUCAAGAGCUCGAGCAUGUGAGCCACACCGUCUCACCUGAUGAGAAUGCUGGGGGAGCGCCAAGGCCCGUCAGCGCAAACAGCUUCGAGGAUUUCUUAGAACACGGUGCAAGGCGAUUGCAGUCUCAGACACCUUCGCUGGGUGCAUCGCAGGUAUCAGGCCUGGCGACACAAGGCUUUUUGGGUGCUCAGCGCUUCACCGAGGAAGAAAAGCAGCAGAUCUUGAGUCACGCGUCAGGAAAAUACCCUGGCAAUGGAUCACUCCCGGAUGCCUUGAAAGCGCGGAUGAGCACCCGAUCAAGCAUGUCUCAGCGCGCCGGAUCUCUAAUGCGUGCCUUGUCUACGCGUAAAGGAGCCGCGGGCGCUGGUUCGAUACAUCGUCGAGGAGCCAGCGAAGCAGCCGCAACCGGCGAAUAUGUGCCAGGUCGGAAGAAACUCGCCAUACAACCAACUUCUUACCAACUUUACGGCGAAGCUGCAUGGGCCAAAGACGACAAGAAGAAGCGGACUAAGAACAAGCGAACGAGCAAAGAGUCUAACAAAUCGGAAGAUGGGCAGAAGAUGGGCUUGUGGGAAGGUGCAAGACACAGGUUAACCAGGACUGCUUCGGAGAAGAGGCGUGAGAAGUUGAAAAGCAGUAUCAAGCUGGUCGGUCCGACGCAUAUCUCGCAAAGAAAGAAUGCUCAGCAGGAUCUGAUGCGCUGGUGA
Cyphellophora europaea CBS 101466 is the source of this 1350-nucleotide messenger RNA. RefSeq lists its product as uncharacterized. The record is from RefSeq and is a predicted model, not a curated record. Lineage: Eukaryota; Fungi; Ascomycota; Eurotiomycetes; Chaetothyriales; Cyphellophoraceae. The transcript has a single exon. Bases 1 to 1350 code for a protein of 449 amino acids.